AUGGCUACUCACGCUGCCCAAGCAGACCUCCUAGAGGCAAUCCCCUUCGUCAGAGACAUCACUCCUUUGGACCUACUGCAGCUGCCGCAAGGCUUAUUCGAGGCUCUUCCAAAGCCUUGCAACUUGAAGAGAUCCGCCGCAUCUGGCGGUCCAAUCUGGCCUCCAGUCCUCACCAAUGUCCUCAUCAACGGCCUCUUGAUCCUCCACCACAAGCCUCACUUGGUCGGAAAGCAAGGCUUGGACGAACACUACAACUGGCUCUCGGCGUUCAUUUACCGCCAAACGCGGGGAUGGGAUCCAAAGGCCCUAGCGCGCAACACGAUUGAGAUCAAACGCACCAAUCCAGGUGAAAGGGUGUUUGGAAUCAUUCGCAACAGGAAACAAAUCUCCUCCAAAGUUCAGACCAUCGGGGCAUAUGUUACUCAAGGUCCCAAACCAUCCAAAGACUUGCUCUCCCAGGUCCCGGGAAUGGGCCUGCGCACUAACGACAUUACGAACAUCGAUGCACCACACCAUCAUCAUCAACAACAAUACACGACGACGACGACUACAAGACCUUCAACCGCUAAUAGCCAUCCUUCUUUGAUCGUCGCUCACCCCCAUAAACAGUCUGCUCUUCCACUUGAUCUUUCUCACAUUUCCCUCGAACCGGCCUGGUUACCGCCCACUCCAUUUUCUCUUCCAUCAACGCCCACGAACCCAUCAUCGGCGUUCUUGUACCCAGCCGACAUCCCCGACUUUGAAUUCGUGGACGCCAGGGUUUUAGGGUACAACCCAGAAGACUGGCCCGAGUAUGAGAGUCGAUGGCUUCACGGCCCUAACGUGCCGCCUUCUUGCACCACCGCCAACAACAACAACACGAGCCUUCUACAGAGACGUCAACGAAGAGCUAGUUUUUCAUUAGGACCGGAUGCUUUUGCGCUUGCGGCCACGCUUCCGAAAAGAACCGUAUUGAAGCUCGCUUCUGCAUCCGUCGCUGUCCAGUUCGGAGGAGGCAGCAUACCACCAAAGAAAAAGGCUGGUGGCGUAUCGCCCUCCCUCUUCAAUACGCAACAUCAAUUGGCUCGGCUCGACCAAAGGAGUGCCGGUAUCGAUAAUACGACCCUGGUGGCCGUAUCCUCCAUCGAGUUGGACGCUGCUUCUCAAGAACUUAUAAAGCCAUUUGCAGCAGGAACUCGAAUUUAUCACGUUGACCUCCCUGUCCACGUACCCUCUGCCCCAUCCGACCGCGCAUAUCUCGCCCAAGGUGUCGGGUACGAGUUUCACAUCAAGGCACGCGUCGAAUUGCAAUUAGGAGAGGGCAUUUUCACCGAUGAAGAGCUGAAAUCGGUGUCUGAUGUCUAUUACAAUUCAGCACUAGUAAAUGCGCCUUCUCCCCAAUUGCAACUGAUGAAUGGCUAUCAUGAGACUGUUCCGCUCCGGCUAGCAAACCGCCACGAAAUAGACGGCAACGGUACAUUGUCUCCUAGCUCAUUGGUCGCGGAUGGACUGGCGAUUUCAUUUAUGACAAAUCUAUGGACGAAUAUGACCAAAAAUCCCGAAGCUACCGAUACUGAUCUCACGCGAUACGUCAUUGUCCAGACCAUCCUCCCCCGCUCGGCCGCUGCAAGAUCUCAAGACCCUCUGCUCGUCGUCGUAUAUUCACCUCGAGUAUGCCACACGUCAGAGGAGGCAUCUGCCAGAAUGGUUAUUCUGUCCGAUAGCGCGAGGAGCAACAGCGGAUCUCCCGUCCAGCACCACACCGAUGGGAUCGCCUCCUAUGACCUUAGCGACACAGAGAUGAACGCCACACCACGGCCUUCGAUGUCUGCGUCUCUAUCGUUGAGCCCCGUAUUCGAUCGUGUGUCGUCGAUCAGCCCGGUGAUCACCAAGAAGGCCAGGGAGUCGUCGUUUGACCAAAAGGGCAAAGGCAGGAGGAACUCGACCCUUCGCGAGUCCAUUACCUCCUCUCCUUCCAUCGUCGCGGGUACGACGGUGGCCAACCCCGCGGUCAAUGUCUCUACUGGAACCGUAGGACCUAUCAGGCGCGAGUCAAAGCAGCAUGCUGCAUCUUAUUCGCCCUUCCCUACUGCUUCUGGCAUGAUGGCUCGUCGACACACCCACGGUGCGGCUGUUGGUACUCCCAAGGGUGCUUUGGGCUUUCCGGUAACGUCCAAGGUCGCCCCCACUACGACCACACCACCUCAAGUCGCCUCUGCCCUCGAACAGACGUCUGCCGACAUUCUUGCAG
Molecule: messenger RNA, 2230 nt
Organism: Acaulospora colombiana
Lineage: Eukaryota; Fungi; Glomeromycota; Glomeromycetes; Diversisporales; Acaulosporaceae
Source: the annotation of a GenBank genome assembly